ACAAGGGCCACCUUCCAGGGAGGGGAGCAGACUGUCUCAGCAGUGGCUAGAGAAGGACGUGCAGCCGCACCUGGCCUGCAGCACAGACAAAGGGAGAGCACAAAGUCACUGAGCCUAUUUUUCCAGUUCUCAUUUCCAUCCACCUUCUGAAGAUACACUUCCUUAAGGACAGAAUAUUAAUUUGUUCACUGCUGGCAUCUAAUAGGGUGCUCCAAGGAGCAGCCAUGUCUGUCCUGUACCCAUCGCUGGAGGACCUAAAGGUGGACCAAGCCAUCCAGGUCCAGGCCCGAGCCACACCGAGGAUGCCCACCCUGCCAGUCCAGACGGCAGCUGUCUACCCACAGGCAGUUUUGUACCCAAAUCUGGCAGAAUUGGAAAGUUAUAUGGGUCUUUCCCUCUCCAGCCAAGAAGUCCAGCAGAACCUGCCUCAGAUUCCAGAAGGUGACAGUUUUCCACAUGCUCAUUGUUGGUAUGUAGAGACAGCGGGCUCCGGCCCCUGGCCAGGCCAGGUGGUGGCCCCGGUGUCCGGGAACAACCUGGGCGUGCGGCGUGCUGAGAUCAAGCCCGGGGUGCGCGAGAUCCACCUGUGCAAGGACGAGCGCGGCAAGACCGGGCUGCGGCUGCGGGCCAUCGACCAGGGGCUCUUUGUGCAGUUGGUCCAGGCCAACACCCCCGCAUCCCUCGUGGGGCUGCGCUUUGGGGACCAGAUCCUGCAGAUUGAUGGGCGUGACUGUGCCGGGUGGAGCACAGACAAAGCCCAUCGGGCUGUGAAGAAGGCGUCAGCUGAGAAGAUCGUCAUGAUUGUUCGGGACAGGCCAUUCCAGCGGAUUGUCACCAUGCACAAGGACGGCGCGGGCCAUGUCGGCUUUAUCAUCAAGAAAGGGAAGGUUGUCUCUGUGGUCAAAGGCAGCUCUGCGGCCCGCAACGGGCUCCUCACCAAGCACUGCCUGUGUGAGGUGAAUGGGCAGAAUGUCAUCGGGCUGAAGGAUAAAGAGAUCAUGGAGAUUUUGGCCACAGCUGGGAACAUCAUCACCCUGACUAUCAUCCCCACUGUGAUCUAUGAGCACAUGGUCAAGAAGUUGUCUCCGACCCUGCUCCACCAUACCAUGGACCACUCCAUACCAGAUGUCUGAAGCCACAGGAGGGCAGCAUGGGCCCUCCCACAAGAGGGCAGCUGGCCUGCUGGUCUGAGGUCAAGGUGUCUUGAGGGCACAGGUUCCAGGUGGGUGGACAUUGGAUGGCAAGGUCUUUCAUUUAUACACAGGUCCCCUGGGAACCUCAGACCCCUAGCUGCGCUGAGGCUCAGGUAGGGCCCACGGGCAGUAGAUUCUUUGUGCUGGUUUAAGUGCUGGGCACACAGACAGGCGGGCUAAAUACUUCUCAAAGUUGCAACUGGGUCCCUUUCAAGACUUUGCCUGUAGCAGGAAAACAUUGCAUAUUUUAAGAGAACAGAAAGUUCUGAGAACUUUGUCUUCACUUGCUCUUUGUCACAGACUAUACAAAGUUAUGACCCUUUACUGUCUUUUGAAUAAAGAUUUGACUUUAAGCAAAACCCCUUCCUCAAAGGAAUCGAAAAUUCUGGAAUCCUUGGCCCUAUGACAUGAGAAGGCUGGAUUUCUUUUAAACAGUGGUGAGACCAAAGCCUUUUCUACACAUCAACUCUGAGGA
Nycticebus coucang (slow loris) is the source of this 1668-nucleotide messenger RNA. RefSeq names its product syndecan binding protein 2 (gene SDCBP2). The record is from RefSeq and is a predicted model, not a curated record. The transcript has 11 exons. Lineage: Eukaryota; Metazoa; Chordata; Mammalia; Primates; Lorisidae. Gene Ontology annotation, molecular function: protein binding. Bases 225 to 1133 code for a protein of 302 amino acids. Gene Ontology annotation, cellular component: cytoplasm; plasma membrane.